GCUCGCUCCCCGCCCGCUGCACCGGGGGCCGGGCCGUGCGCCCCCCACCCCGCCGCCGGCAGCAUUACCGGGUACAGGUAGAGCACGGCGCCCACCAGGAUGAGCAGGAAAGUGACGGCGAAGAUGGCGAAGUCCAGCAUGGCCGGGCCGAGGCGGCGGCAGCGGUAGCGCCUCGGCUCCACCCCGGCGCCGCCGGCGGGGCAGGAAGGGGCGGACCGGGCUGGGCCGGGCAGGGCAGGGAGCACGGCUCGGCUCGGCAGGGGCGGCAUGGGGGGCCCGCGGCGCCUGCUGCUGGUGUCUAACUCCACCCUGCACGGGGGGUACCUGGGCCACUGCCAGCAGCACAUCCAGAGCUUCCUCGGGCAGAAGGUGAAGCGGGUGCUGUUCAUUCCCUACGCCCUGCACGACCGCGACGCCUACGCCCGGACCGCCAGGGAGAAGUUUGAGAGCCUGGGUUAUGGGCUGGACAGCAUUCACGAAUCUUGUGACCCAGUAGAAGCUGUAAGGAAAUCUGAAGCAAUCUUUAUUGGAGGUGGGAACACAUUCCGUCUCCUGAAAGCUCUUUAUGACAACAGUCUGAUACACGAGAUCAGGAAAAGAGUUCUUGAGGAUGGGAUUCCUUACAUGGGAUCCAGUGCAGGAACUAACGUUGCUACCAUCAGCAUCAACACCACCAAUGACAUGCCAAUUGUUUAUCCACCUUCCCUGCAGGCCCUAGGUUUAGUUCCUUUUAAUAUUAAUCCCCACUACCUGGACCCAGAUGUGAAAAGCACUCACAUGGGUGAAACAAGAGAGGAAAGAAUCCGCCAAUACCAUGAAGAACCAAACACCCCUCCAGUACUGGGCUUGCGGGAAGGUGCGAUGCUGCUAGUGGAAGGAGACAAAGCCACGCUGCAAGGAUUGACAGGAGCACGUCUGUUUUUGAGGGGUAAGAAACCAACUGAACAUGAGCCUGGAACAGAUUUCAGUUUCCUCCUGACUGACAGUAAUCCCCCGAAUCUGUAGCCUUCCAUUUCCUGCAGCACAAAUUACUACAUGGAGAAGACAAUGAGGAAGAAGGAAAGAGAUGCUUUUAAGUCCCAGGGUGGGUGAGGAACCUCAUCUCUAUUUAUAAAUAUGUAUAGUGGGCUUUUUUCCUCACCCUGAUUCAUGUCCUGGACAUCUCCUUCCCAGCAAAAAGACAUUUUUUAUUGCAAUACUUGAGUAAUCAGAGCUAUUUGAAGUCUGAAAGGGUCUGUACAUUCAUGUAUCCAGUUUGAUUCCUUCCCCACCGAAAAAAAAAGGUAGUUUAACACAAGACAGGACAGCGAGUCAGCUGUUCCUGCUGCAUAGAUUUACCUGCUAAAUGAAAGAACUGUUCCUUCAGUGUACUUCCACACUUCAUUUCAUUUUUGUGCUAUUAAUAAAUGGAGAAGUUAUGCAUUCAA
Pipra filicauda (Wire-tailed manakin) is the source of this 1427-nucleotide messenger RNA. Its product is annotated as alpha-aspartyl dipeptidase-like. Gene Ontology annotation, biological process: proteolysis. The record is from RefSeq and is a predicted model, not a curated record. Gene Ontology annotation, molecular function: serine-type peptidase activity. NCBI's taxonomy places the organism in Eukaryota, Metazoa, Chordata, Aves, Passeriformes, Pipridae.